AUAAAAAGAAUCACGUGGUUGGCGGGAUUACAUAGCUCCGUUACGGGGGGUGUAUUAGUGUGUACAAGAUUUGUACAUGUCAUUCACUAUAAAUAGAAGUAUUGAGACGAUAACGACAAUUUUAAUCCGCCAUUUAGACUGCAGAGAGCUGUCAGGAAGGAGGUUAUCACACAGGUGUUGACGUCACCUCUAGUUCAACAUUAAGCGUUGUGGUUCUCCCUUGAUCUACUCUUCCCCAGCCAAGAUGCCCCCUGUGGGCGCAGGUGGCCUCAAGGCAGAGGUCAUGGACCAGGUGGCCAAAAACAAGGUCAUGAUCUUCAGCAAGACCACAUGUCCCUUCUGUUUCAAGGUGAAAGAAAUGUUCAAAUCCAUCGACCAGGAAUAUGGGGUGACAGAGUUAGAUAAGAUAGCUAACGGAUCAGACAUACAGAACACACUGCUAGAAGUUACCGGACAAAAAACAGUGCCAAACGUAUUUAUCAACGGAAAACACCUCGGUGGUUGUGAUGACACACUGAAGGCACAUAAGAACGGAAGCCUCCAAGCCAUGCUGCAAGACGCGACAAACUACGACUACGAUCUGAUUGUGAUAGGUGGGGGCUCCGGAGGUUUGGCUGCAUCCAAGGAGGCUGCAUCUCUCGGAAAGAAAGUUGCUGUGUUUGACUUUGUACAGCCUACACCGGUAGGGACAACAUGGGGUCUUGGUGGCACCUGUGUCAACGUCGGCUGUAUACCCAAAAAGCUGAUGCACCAGGCUGCUAUUCUAGGGCAUAGUUUGGAAGAUGCAAAACACUUUGGAUGGAAGGUGCCAGAAGAUGUUCAACACAAUUGGGACACAAUGAAAAAUGCAAUUCAGGAUCACAUAGGCUCUCUUAAUUGGGGAUAUAGGGUUCAACUUCGUGAUAAAAAAGUUGACUACCAGAAUGCAUAUGCAGAGUUUAUUGAUGACCACACAGUCAAGGCUGUCAAUAAGAAGGGCAAGGAGGUGACAAAGACAGCGAGAGAUUUUAUCGUAGCUGUGGGGGAAAGACCACGCUACCCUGAUAUACCAGGGGCCAAGGAAUACGGCAUCACUAGUGAUGACCUGUUUUCCUUGCCAUACUGCCCUGGUAAAACUCUGCUGAUUGGAGCAUCCUACGUGUCGCUCGAAUGUGGAGGCUUCCUCCACGGAAUCGGACUGAAUGUCACGGUGAUGGUGCGGUCUAUUCUGCUGCGAGGGUUCGAUCAACAGAUGGCCGACAAGAUCGGGGAAUACAUGGAAGCUAAGGGCAUCAACUUUAUCAGGCAAUGUGUCCCGACCAAGAUAGAGAAACUGGAGGACGGCCAGCCCGGGAAGUACAAGGUGUACGGAAAAUACAGUGACGGGACUGAGUAUAGCGACACUUUCAACACUGUGAUAUUUGCCAUUGGCAGAGAUCCUGUCACAAAAACUAUAGGACUGGACAAAGUGGGUGUCAAGCUCAACAAAAGUGGUAAAGUUGUUGCCAACGAAAGUGAGGCCACCAACGUGUCCAACAUCUAUGCAAUCGGUGACAUACUCGAGGGCAAGCUGGAGCUCACACCAGUAGCCAUACAGGCAGGCAAGCUGCUCGCCCGCCGACUUUAUGACAAUAGCAAAGUGCUGACGGACUAUGUCAACGUAGCUACAACAGUCUUCACACCUCUAGAGUAUGGCGCCAUUGGAUACUCAGAAGAGGCUGCAAUAGAGAAGUUUGGCGAAGAUAACGUAGAGGUAUACCACACUAACUAUUGGCCAUUGGAGUGGACAGUGGCCAAGAGGGAAGAAAAUGUUUGCUACGCUAAAAUUAUCUGUCACAUUCCAGACAAGGAACGAGUGGUGGGGUUCCAUAUAUGUGGACCAAAUGCAGGGGAGAUAACUCAGGGCUACGCACUGGGAAUGAAACUCGGUGCGACAAAGAAAGACUUUGAUGACACUAUCGGGAUACAUCCCACCUGUUCAGAACAAUUUACGACCUUAAAUGUGACGAAGAGGAGUGGGAAGAUGGUGAACCAAUCUGGUUGCUGAGGUUAGACCCUGCUGCUGUCCACCUAGACAUUAGACCCAGAACAUCUCCGUAAACUCACGUCAAACUUUGAUUCCAUUGGAGAGAGCUGCCCUCUACCUGUUUAUACUUUUGAGGGUUACAAAAACAUGCAUUAAUUAAGGAGAAAAUGUGUUUAUACAAAACAGUUACUCAAAUGAAUUCGAAUCUUGUGCCAUUUCUGAACAGGUAUCAUGACUUUUUGUUAAGAUUCCUGUAAUACUUUUAUUAGGUGUCGCCAGAAACAACAUAUGGAUAAGAAUUUUAUCACAAUUGUUAUCAAGUUUGAUGGACAAGUCAUAUUUUCAGUCAUAAAGUGCAAACCAAUCACAAGCAAAGACAUUAGAAGGUAGAUGUCUGCUUAAAGCUAUCCUCUGGAUUUUGAAGAAAUGACGUUUUGUUGAUUAUUUUGAUAUGACUUGGAUAUUUAUGUUUUGCUGAGUUCUGUGGACCAUUUUGACGUGACUGAGAUAUUUGGGUCGUGUUUAGACAGCAGCGGGGUUUUGUCUGGAGCAGUACUGUCCUGUAGUGUACUUGUGUGGUACAUGGAUGACGGACAAGUCCACAAUCCCGACUCGGGACGGACUUGACCUGAAAAUACUGGUCAGUGCAGCUCAAACCAUUUGUACUAGAGAUUCAUUGACCGUCAUGAUCAUGGCCUGGUUUAAUGACCGCUAUGAAAGAAAUUAGCUACCAAUUUUUUACUAUUGAAAAAAUUUCUUAUUUUUGAAUAUUAUUGUAUAAACUGACAAGGGAAAUUUGUAUGAGAAGAAUACAUGAAUUUAAAAAUUAUUAGAAAUUGAUGUGAACAUUUUUAGUUUAGUCAUAUUAAUUUUCUUACUCCUUCAUUUUGCCUUGAUGAUGAAGUCAGCAUUAUACUACUUGUACAUUAAGUUUUGUUUAAGUUUUCAUUUUCAUUUUUUUACAACCUAUAAGAUUUGUUUCAUCAAUUUAUCCUAUUGGACUUGAAAAUGUUCUGUUUGUUCAAUGACUAGAACUGUUUCUUGAAUUUAUUGAACUAUAAAUUUGUGUGCUUUCUGUAUUAUGAACAUAUUUUGUCACAUCAUAAAGGGGUUCAGGUUAAUACUAGGUUUUUAUGCAGAAGAUUUCAAACAGCUUCCUUUUUUAUAGGAUUUUUUUUAAUAAAGUUUCAGCAGGGUGAUUCGGGUAAUUUUUCCAUAAUUUGAAUAGCCAUCAUUUACAUUGCUAUUUUAAUGUAGCUAUUACAACAGGCUUAUAAAUUGAUUGUAUAAAUAAAGUACAAAAUAAAAAGCAUCCUGUAGUGUUGAGAUUUUAAAGCCUUUCAAAAUACAAUAAAAUUGUUAGUACAUUGUAAUAUCGUACUGUUAUGUCUAAAUAUGUUUUUGAUGCAUUCCAACAAGAAACACAUUUCAGUAAUGUUAUCGUAGAUCAGUGGGAACAAUCUUUAAAAUGAAGUACAUGUAUACACGUUUGUAGAUAUUGCUUUGAAGUGCUAUUUUAUCAAUUAAGUGCAAGUAUUUAAUUAUUUUCUACAAAUUAUAAAAAGAAAAUCACUAAUGCCUAAUUAUGUAAUAUGUGGGAAACAUCAAUAACCUUUUUGUACUUUCUUUUUUAACCCAUUCACCCCUGAAGACACAUUUGAACCCUUCCAAUUCAAAGGUUGGAAUAGUUCAUUUUGAAAUUUCUGGGGUGAAUGAGUUUAAUAUAAAAUAUGUAAUUUUGAAGAAAAUAAUGAAAAUCCUAAUGUGUUGGGAUUGAUGGAAUACCUGUCGGUGUCAUUGACAGUAAUCCCACCUUAAUUAUCCUACAGUAUCCUUUUGUACCUAUUUUGGCUUUUCCGUUUUACCACACCGUUGGUUGUGAAUAUACUGUACCUGCAUUGUUUUCACUAAGUUAAUAAAAACUUUGUAAUACAUCA
Messenger RNA from Mizuhopecten yessoensis (Yesso scallop), 3942 nucleotides. Its product is annotated as thioredoxin reductase 1, cytoplasmic-like. The transcript has 19 exons. Gene Ontology annotation, biological process: cell redox homeostasis; cellular response to oxidative stress; glutathione metabolic process. Gene Ontology annotation, cellular component: cytosol; mitochondrion. Gene Ontology annotation, molecular function: flavin adenine dinucleotide binding; glutathione-disulfide reductase (NADPH) activity; thioredoxin-disulfide reductase (NADPH) activity. NCBI's taxonomy places the organism in Eukaryota, Metazoa, Mollusca, Bivalvia, Pectinida, Pectinidae. The record is from RefSeq and is a predicted model, not a curated record. The coding region runs from base 245 to 2026 and encodes 593 amino acids.